This is a messenger RNA of Seminavis robusta, 1089 nucleotides long. The record is from the annotation of a GenBank genome assembly. Lineage: Eukaryota; Bacillariophyta; Bacillariophyceae; Naviculales; Naviculaceae.
AUGUCAUCUUGCCAACCUGUCGCUGGAGUUUGGUCGCGCCUCUUUGAGGAAGAUCCAUUGGGUGACACCCAGUCUGCCGAUCGGACUACUCUGGUUCUUUGGACGCAAACACCCGUCAGCGGAAUCUACGUUGACCUUCGACUACCCAAAGACAGUCCUGGACGAUCGGAUACCGUCGGCGUGACUCGGACUGCACGCCCUUCGGCACUUCGUGCCAUUACGGGUGGACUUGACGGUACUAAUGCGGAUGUUUCGAUCUUGACACGUCAAAAAUCAUUUGCGGGUGUGUUGACCUAUUCCCUGGGAGAUACAACCGAAGCCAAAGGAGAAGCAUUGGCAAAAGACACGGUUCUUGCGGAACUUGCCAAAAAUGACAAAGCAGCGCUCGGCUUGUGUACAUGCUUCUGGAGACGUGACAUUGACUACCAGCCUCCUUCUGGCGGACUCGAUAUUGGCGUGUGUGCCUCGUAUUCGCCAAUGGCAGACAACGGUGCCGUGGAUUUGCGAGAGACGGGAGACGAUGGCUCUUAUGCCGAAGGAUGGCACCGCGUCGGCGAAACUCACGCCGGACCAUUCAUGGCAUUGCAACUCGUGUCGGAAAAUGGACAUGACAACGGCCGCAUCGGAUAUUGGGUUCGGACAGGACAUCGUUUUGCAUAUGCCAUUGGUCGUCCCACAACAGCAGAAUUGGCAAAGGCGUUGGGGUGUCCCCCGCAGACUCCUACCAUCAAGGACCAAGUUGGCAAGACGUUGGAAGAAGUUAUCAAGUCCUUGGAACAAGGAGACAAUGGUGGCAAUAAGAAGGAAGAGUUGCUGGGAGUGAUUGGAAGCUACGUUGCAGCUUGUGGUGAGAUUGACCCUGAUACUGGAGCUUGGCGCAUUUUGGACAGUACAAAUCCUGGUUUGGUGCAUUGUCACCUGGUGGGUGCAAUCAUGGACAAGAACUGUUGCAGCACUCUAAGCAAGGGCGACUCAAAAGAUGCAGUCAAGGAAGGCGAUAGUGUUCAGCAACAUGUCUGUGGUGAAGGAUCAUUUGUUCGCAAGUGGAAGGUGUUGGAACUCAGCGGUUGUUCCGUUCCAUUUCUAUAA